CCAGUUCAGUUCAUUUGUUGAUGAGCUCACCGACUACACUACAAAAAGCAUCCUUGCAACACCCAUCUUGAAUGGCAAAGAUCUAGUUGCUGUCAUUUUGGCUAUUAAUAAGCUGAACGGCCCAUUCUUCACCAACUCUGAUGAAACACUUUUCCUGAAGUACCUGAAUUUUGCUUCCUUAAACCUGAAAAUUUAUCACUUGAGUUAUCUUCACAACUGUGAGACUCGAAGAGGCCAGGUGCUGCUGUGGUCAGCUAACAAGGUCUUUGAGGAACUGACAGAUAUUGAAAGGCAAUUCCACAAAGCCUUCUACACAGUGAGAGCGUAUCUGAAUUGUGACAGGUACUCAGUAGGCCUCCUGGACAUGACAAAGCAGAAGGAAUUUUUUGAUCUAUGGCCUGUCCUGCUGGGAGAAGUUCCUCCUUACUCAGGACCUCGCACUCCAGACGGCAGAGAAAUAGUCUUUUACAAAGUCAUUGAUUAUAUAUUACAUGGAAAAGAAGACAUUAAAGUCAUUCCAAAUCCUACGCCGGAUCACUGGGCACUAGUUACUGGACUGCCAACAUAUGUGGCUGAAAGUGGGUUUUAUUUUGCAAUAUUAUUGAAUGCUGCUGCAGAUGAGAUGUUUAACUUUCAGGAAGGUCCUCUAGACGAAUCAGGAUGGACUAUCAAAAAUGUUCUCUCCAUGCCAAUAGUCAACAAAAAGGAAGAAAUUGUUGGCGUCGUCACAUUUUUUAACAGAAAAGAUGGGAAACCAUUUGAUGAACAGGAUGAGACCCUGAUGGAGUCCCUGACACAGUUUUUGGGCUGGUCUGUACUCAACACAGAUACGUAUGAUAAGAUGAACAAACUGGAGAACCGGAAAGAUAUUGCCCAGGAUAUGGUGCUCUACCACGUGAAAUGUGACAAGGAUGAAAUUCAGGAAAUUCUGCCAACAAGAGAAAAGCUGGGGAAGGAGCCAAGUGAGUGUGAGGAAGAGGAGCUGGCAAGUAUUCUGAAAGAGCAACUCCCAGGGCCCAGCAAGUUUGAAAUCUAUGAGUUCAGGUUCUCAGACUUCGACUGCACUGAGCUGGAGCUGGUGAAGUGUGGCAUUCAGAUGUAUUACGAGCUUGGUGUGGUGAAGAAGUUCCAGAUCCCACAGGAGGUUCUGGUGAGGUUUGUGUACUCUGUCAGUAAAGGCUACCGGAAGAUAACAUACCACAACUGGCGCCAUGGCUUCAACGUUGCACAGACCAUGUUCACACUUCUCAUGACAGGCAAACUGAAGCGCUACUAUACAGACCUUGAAGCCUUUGCAAUGGUAACUGCUGCUCUGUGCCACGAUAUAGACCACAGAGGAACCAACAACCUCUACCAGAUGAAAUCUCAAAAUCCUUUAGCUAAACUACACGGAUCUUCAAUUUUAGAGAGACAUCACCUGGAUUUUGGAAAGUUUUUGCUCUCUGAAGAGUCACUGAAUAUAUGCCAGAACCUCAACCGGAGACAGCAUGAGCACAUGAUUCAUCUGAUGGAUAUUGCCAUUAUAGCAACAGAUCUGGCACUCUACUUCAAAAAAAGAACAAUGUUUCAGAAGAUUGUUGACGAGUCUAAGACAUAUGACAAUACUACUGCCUGGACCGAUUACCUGUCUCUGGAGACGACAAAGAAAGAAGUUGUCAUGGCCAUGAUGAUGACUGCCUGUGAUUUGUCAGCAAUCACUAAGCCUUGGGAAGUCCAGAGUAAGGUAGCUCUCCUGGUAGCAGCUGAAUUCUGGGAGCAAGGGGACUUAGAAAUAAGUGUCCUUCAGCAGCAGCCCAUUCCCAUGAUGGACAGGAGGAAAGCUGCUGAACUCCCAAAGCUUCAAGUGGGUUUCAUCGACUUUGUGUGCACAUUUGUCUAUAAGGAAUUUUCACGUUUCCAUGAGGAAAUUCAGCCUAUGCUUGAUGGGCUGCUGAACAACAGGAAUGAGUGGAAGACGCGUGCUGAUGAGUAUGAUGCAAAGAUGAAAGCUCUGGAGGAAGAGAAGAAAAAGGAGGAAGAGAAAAUGGCUGCACAGAAAGAUGGAAUAACCUGCAACGGAGGAACAGCUCCAGCUUCAAAAACCUGUAGUAUACUUUAGAUCUAUUUCCAAGGCAAUACAUCCCAAAAUGAGAAUGCCCAUGCUUAGAAACAAACAACAACAACAAAAAGUCCUGGCUUAAAAUAUAUAUUCCUGCUUGGACUAUUUUAAUUAGGCUUAUGACCAACCAAGGAAGGGCUAGAUCUCGUUUGCCUUAAUUGCAUCUCUUCCUGAUAAUAAGGGAUCCAUCCUGUCCUGACUCUCACUGCAUUUCACAUACCUGAUGUUGUCAGAUAGCAUGUGGCAAGUCAGAGCAAUGUUUGGCCAAUAUAUCAGGUUGCAUGGCCACAGAAGAAACACUUCUCAAGCACUGACUGCAGACUCCAAAGCUGACAGGGCCAGUGAAUCUCCUAGAUUGUCCAUGUGCACAAGGAGUAGCCUGCAGGGUAGAAAAAGUGAAGAACAGCUAAAUUUUUAAUAUCUAAAUCUCUAUCUUUGAGGAUAUCAGAAAGAAAUCUGUAGGUGGGGAUGAAGUAUGAAAACUUUUGAGCUGUUCUAGAAAGCUACAUUUCUCAGUAAGUCCAAGGAAUACACAUAGUAAUAAUUCUGUAUUCGCUUUGGGAAUUUGGGUAGGCUACUGCUGUGUGCAAGAUCCCUCAGCUGCAAGACCCAGCAGAUGCUGGCUUCACAAACAGGACCCACGUUGUGCACUAUCCCAGGCUUUGUGCUGUGACACGUGGUUGUGAGAAGGCAGUGUCAUCAUUACCCAUGCAGCACCUCAUACAGUUACCCACACAACCUGAUCUGUGGCAUCUGACUUUGUUCUGUUUUACCUUGUAUUGCCAGUGUUAUCUAACACAUCCUCCUUUGAUUGGUAUCAGCACUCCUCCUUUUCUCCUCCUGUUUGAGAUGUCUGAUUUUCUCAUUCCACUCCAAACUUUAAAAGACUGAUGAAUUCUACCCCUUUAUUUCAGUUAAUUAGUUUUCUUGUUUAUUAAUGUAACUAUGUUAGAAUACUCUUAUUACAGAGGAAAGACCCUUCUCUGCUCCCCUGCUCUCUCUCUCUUUCUCUCUUUCUCUUUUAACUCAGAGCAUGGCAGGCAUGUCAGCCAUGUAAUGAGAGUUCUGAUUUGUGGGGAUCUUCUUCUUCUAUUACUCCCGCUACCUUCAGUAUUUUUAUCCCUCGGUAACUUAUUUUGCAUUACAGAAGUACUGUAAGUAAAAGGAAAUGAUAGCCAUAGUGGUAUCUGGUGAUUGUUUAUCCAGAUCCCAAUACACUAAGAAGUAAUCUUCUGUCGCUAUGCAGCUGUUGUGUGAGCAGCAAGUUGUCCUUCAAGAGAAUACAGAAACCUCUCCACUUGCUCAAAAGCUAAAUAUGCAGCUAGUAAUUGCUUCGUGUUGUAUAUCUCAGUUUCAUCAGCAACCACAUAGGAGGCUUUCGUCACGUGGCAGCACUUCCAGGACACCAAGCCAAACAAGUUGUUUCCAGUGGGCAAUACGCCAUGAGUUGAUCUAUCUUAUUGUGUUGUGCUAAAGAAGGGGGUUCUUAAGAUCACCUCAAGCCACUGUAAGCUAAAUGCCUGUUGUUGAGAAAAGCUCUCCUUGACCUCAGAUGUUUUCCGGGAAAUAAAGCCAAGAAUUAAUUCCUUGUCCUGUGUGCUGGAUGCUGAAAUUGCUGUGGGCGACAUUGUGUGAGUUCAGAGAUGCAGGGCUGGCCUGUACAGUAUCUGGGCUGGGGCACCCAUGCCCACCCACCUGCACAAGUGCGUUUUGAGGGCUGCUCCCUACUUGCCAUUCCCAUUUCCACUGGUGGCAGUGAGGUGUCCCAUGCAGAGCACAUGCAGCUCUACUGUGCAAAGCCACUUUGUUGGACUGCUUCUGGACAUCAGCACUGGUUCCUCAGGCUGCCUGCUUCCUGAGCACUGUAGCCUUGCCCUUCAAGCACCAUUCACUAUCUCCCAUUGUGCUCGAUGCAGUUUUCUUACCAACAGAAAUGCAAUCAAACUGGCUUCCUCCAACUUGUUCCUCAGCUGCCUGCAGCUGACUGCCCCUCAUCUUCCUGUGGGAAGCCAUGAGCAGAGGCUUUUAUGUUCCUUAAAUUUCUUUGCAAAGUAUUGGUACAUAGCAUUACUACUAUAGUAGUAAUGUAGUAGUACUGUUACUGGUAAAGCAAGCAUAUACGACAAAUAAUUACAUAUCACUACAAGUAAUAUAUAAUUAUGAUCAAUUACUUAGAUGUGUGUCUAUAUACAUUUCUAUACUAUCUCAAAGCACUCAUUAAAUCACUCCUAUGAUUGGUGCUUAUCAGUGAUGGACAAAGUUGUGCUGAGAUGAUGAUUCAUAGCACAGUCUGGAGCCAGCCAGGCACCCCCAGUGUGGUUUCUACCCAUUGUGGCCCAUGCAGGUCUGACACAGAGGUUCACAGAGGGGGGGUCUCAGAAAGGUGCUACAUUUCGGGUAGAGACAUUUUAAUGUCAUUGCAGACAUAAGUGAGUGUAGGACACCACCAUCACCUGAGCAGCCAAUAGAUGUUGCUGACUUCUAUGAUUCACUUGGAAUAGCCCAUAGACAAUGCAGUUGUCUAUUUUCUCAGAAUAGCUUUGACUUUUUCAGACUGUUUUUUCUGUAUUUCCAGCUUCAGCUGUCUAUAGCUGUUGCCAAUUUCUACAUGUUCAGACUGUGUUCCACCUUUCUAGACAGUAAGUUUGUCAUUGCACUUCUGUGGUUUUGCACUUAGCAAGGCUAUCUCAGCCAUGCCAAGUUCACAGGAGCGAAGCUGCACUUCUGCUUCUUACAGACACUCCUUGUUCUCAAGCCAGCAGAUAUCUUGUGUUUUUCAUGUUCCCAAUCACACAGAUUAAUUUAUGGAUGCUCCCAUUACCUGCAAUGGCCCAGAGUGGAUCAUUUAAGGGAAGAAACCCUUCCAUUAUGGACAGAGGUUCUCCCUUCCCAUCCCUAUGUCUCUCUCUCCCAGUGUCCAGUAUGUGCUAAGUUUUGAAGAGGAACACUGACUUUCUUGCAUCACAGACAGGGUCA
This is a messenger RNA of Meleagris gallopavo (turkey), 5074 nucleotides long. NCBI's taxonomy places the organism in Eukaryota, Metazoa, Chordata, Aves, Galliformes, Phasianidae. The record is from RefSeq and is a predicted model, not a curated record.